CUUGUCUGAUAUUUCUCCAGCCCCAUCGGGGCUACGUAAGGUAUGGGUACAAGCGACAGGUAUCCGUACCUAGGUAUGGAUUCCGAAUGGGGGACAAGGAAACAUCCCAAAGUUGCUCCUUGGCCUGGCCUUGCGAGGAUCCUCCCUUCAUGUGUCCAACAUAUUAAGAACUGGGGAUCCGGCACCGUCCUCUCCUUUGACCUCCACGCUUACUACUAAUACACCAAGUGAUACUACGAAUACGCUACCUCUGCCUCGCCUUACAUCAGACUCUCGAGGAUUUUGCCUGUCUUGGAUCUACCUUUAACCUACCUUGUCCGGUAACAUCCCGUCUCUCGUUGCCCUGCCCAUCUCAACCUCCUCGCUACUCCAGUCUCCGCCUUUUUCGACUGCCUCCCGUCACAUCUCUCUCAUCCUCUGCUUCAACUCCGACCUCGCGGGUUUUCCUGCUUUCUUGCGACUUGAGCCAGCCUCCUCAUAGUUGCAGAGCAAGAUCUUCAACCGACGAUCACUGUUUUCGACGUUUAUUUAGUCGACCAUCUCCCGCUUUCGUCGAUUCCCGCAUCCGAGGUUUUUGGGUUCAGUCUUACACGGACAACACCAACAAAUUAUACACACUCAAACACAUCAACGAUCAACAUGGUCUUCUCACUCCGCAAGGCCUUCGCGGCCCUCCUCGCCUCAACCGCAACAGUCUACGCACUCCCCUCAGACUCAUCCUCAUCAACAGAAUCAACCGUAAACACAACCUCCCUCGCCGCCACCUCCUCAAACUCAACAGUCUGCAACAACUCUCCAUCCCUCUGCAGCCGCAAGUACAACAACAUCACCCACAUGGGCGCCCACGACAGCGCCUUCCUCCGCGACGCCAGCACCUCAAACUCCAUCGCCGGCAACCAGUACUACAACGCCACCGUCGCCCUCAACUCGGGUCUGCGUCUGCUCCAGGCCCAGGUCCACCUCGUCAACGGCACCUCGGGCAGCGUCCUCCAGCUCUGCCAUACCACCUGCAGUCUGCUCGACGCCGGCACCCUCGAGAACUGGCUCUCCGCCAUCAAGGACUGGAUGGACAAGCACACCGACGACGUCGUCACCAUCCUCCUCGUCAACUCGGACAACCAGGCCGCCUCCGCCUUUGGAAAAGUCUUUGAGUCCUCGGGCAUCUCCAAGUACGGCUACAAGCCCUCCACCUCCUCCGCGACCUCGAGCUGGCCCACCCUCCAGACCAUGAUCGACGCAGACACCCGCCUCGUCACCUUCGUCGCCUCCAUCACCGCCGACACGGACUACCCCUACCUCCUCCCGGAAUUUUCCUACGUCUUCGAGACGGCCUACGAGGUCACCUCCGCCGCCGGCUUCAACUGCACGAUCGACCGGCCCUCGACCUACUCCACCGCCGCCGCCGCCGUCACGGCCAACAUGCUGCCCCUUAUGAACCACUUCCAAUACCAGACCCUCGCCACCGACAUCCUCAUCCCGGACGUCAGCGACAUUGACACGACCAACUCGGCCUCCACCAGCACGGCGGGCAACCUCGGCCUCCACGCGCAGACGUGCAAGAACCAGUGGGGCACCAAGCCCGUCUUCAUCUUGGUGGACUUCUUCAACAAGGGCCCGGCCAUUGACGCCGCCGAUAACCUCAACGGGCUGUCUUCGUUCGACAUCUCGGGCCGCAGCAGCAGUAACAGCGCCACCGCGAGCUCGAGCAGCGGCAAGUCUGCUGGUAGAGCACCCGGUGGUAUGGAGACUGGCGCGCUCGUCGCGUUCCUCGCUGCCGCCGUGUUCUUGUUUUAAGGGGGUCGUCUGUUUCUGAAAGUCCGGUCUCUCAGGGUCCGAGCCAAAGAAGGAUGUGACACUACUCAUGCGACAACCUCAUGAAAAAGAGUGUCUGUGUGUGUACGCUCAAAGGGACAUUUCUCGGAUGAACACUAUGAUUCCCCCUCCUGUUUUUUUCUCUCUUUUACCUCUUUUUUUCCCUUCUUUGUUUCCAACAAAAAGAUGCAUAGCGACGGCGUUCAAUCAUGAGCCGAAAUCAUCGGCAGAAACGACUCUUUCUUGUUUUUCUUUCACAGCUUUUGUUCAUGUACAACCCGGGGAAAACGGGACCCCCGCGAGUUUUGUUUGGAAGAGAGCCCUUUGGGACAUAGGGCAUCACCACUGAUCUGGAUUGGAUCAGCGAGGUAGAUAGAUACCGGGCAUUGAGUGAGAUCAUGCUCAGAUCAAUAUGAAAACCAACUUCAUGA
Messenger RNA from Colletotrichum scovillei, 2243 nucleotides. RefSeq lists its product as uncharacterized. The record is from RefSeq and is a predicted model, not a curated record. The transcript has a single exon. Gene Ontology annotation, molecular function: phosphoric diester hydrolase activity. NCBI's taxonomy places the organism in Eukaryota, Fungi, Ascomycota, Sordariomycetes, Glomerellales, Glomerellaceae. Gene Ontology annotation, biological process: lipid metabolic process. Bases 640 to 1794 code for a protein of 384 amino acids.